AUGUCUUUCUUCAAGAACUCCCGAGUAUAUAUGCUCAGUGCCGUGGCAUACAUGGGGUCUUUCCUGUUCGGCUACGACACUGGGGUUAUGGGAAGCGUGCUCGCGCUUGACAGCUUCAAACACGACUUUCACAUGGCUACCGGCAGUACUGGUUUCGCGAGCAGCAAAGAAGCCGAGAUCUCAUCUAACGUCGUCGCCCUUCUAACAGCAGGCUGUUUCUUCGGCGCCAUCGCAGGCGCCAUCGCGAAUGACCGGUACGGACGUAAGAACUCGCUUCUCGUGCUCUCCGUGAUAUUCAUGAUUGGGGCUGCAGUGCAGACGGGCGGGAGGGGAACUAUUGCAUAUAUCUAUGGCGGCCGCGUUAUAGCGGGCUUCGGCAUCGGCGGCAUGUCGGCCAUCACUCCCAUCUAUGUCUCGGAGAACUGUCCUCCUAACGUGCGCGGUCGUAUCGCCGGUUUGUUCCAGGAGUUCCUUGUGAUUGGUGUGACAGUUUCGUACUGGCUCUGCUAUGGUGUCGAGAAGAAUAUUGCGCCAUCGACGAAGCAGUGGCGGAUUCCAAUUGGUUUCCAGCUUGUGCCAAGUGGGCUGAUGUUCAUCGGCCUGUGGUUCCUGAAGGAGUCGCCCCGCUGGUUGAUGAAGCAGGGUCGCCGCGAGGAGGCAACGGCGUCGCUCGCUUUCACGCGGCGCGCUGAUCCAAACAGCGACGAGGUGCAGCAGGAACUGGCUGAGAUCCGGGCGUCUAUCGAAGAGGAGCUCCGCUCCACCGAGGGCGUCACCUGGCGCGAGGUCCUGCUGCCGGGGAACAGGUUGCGAUUCCUCAAUGCAUUCUUGAUCAUGUUCUGGCAGCAGUUCUCCGGCACGAACAGUAUCGGGUACUACGCGCCGCAGCUGUUCCAGACUAUCGGAGUGGCUUCCACCGACACCAGUCUUUUCACCACGGGUAUCUAUGGAGUCGUCAAGGUCGUUUCCACAGGUCUUUUCCUUCUUAUCGGAAUUGACCGGUUCGGUCGUAAGUGGUCUUUGGUCGGUGGAGGUUGGGCCAUGGCCGUCUUUAUGUUCAUUCUGGGUGCAGUCCUGGUUUCAUACCCCCCUGUGAACACUGACACAAUCUCCAAUGCAAGCAUUGCAAUGAUCGUAAUGAUCUACCUUUACGUUAUCAGCUACUCCGCCUCCUGGGGUCCCAUCCCGUGGGUAUACAUUUCGGAAAUCUUCCCAACGCGCCUGCGGGCCUAUGGUGUCGGCAUGGGCUCGGCCACCCAGUGGCUGUUCAACUUUGUUGUAACAAAGUUCACCCCCUCUGCCAUUAGCAACAUUGGCUGGCGCACGUUCAUUAUGUUUGGUGUCUUCUGCUUUGCUAUGGGCUUGUGGGUGUGCAUCUUUAUCAAAGAGACCAAGGGAAAGAGGCUUGAGGAUAUGGACGACAUCUUUGGGGGAAAGACCGUCGAGCAGAUGCAGAAAGAUAUCGAGCAGGCAGAUGUUGAGGAGCAGACAGAGGUGGAAAAGACCCAGACAAGACAUGAAGAGCAGGUGGUUCGUUAA
Aspergillus nidulans FGSC A4 is the source of this 1539-nucleotide messenger RNA. Its product is annotated as sugar porter family MFS transporter. The record is from RefSeq and is a predicted model, not a curated record. Gene Ontology annotation, cellular component: membrane. Bases 1 to 1539 code for a protein of 512 amino acids. Gene Ontology annotation, molecular function: transmembrane transporter activity. Gene Ontology annotation, biological process: proton transmembrane transport; carbohydrate transmembrane transport; transmembrane transport. Lineage: Eukaryota; Fungi; Ascomycota; Eurotiomycetes; Eurotiales; Aspergillaceae. The transcript is spliced from 3 exons.